UUACUGGUUGCCUUCCAUUUUACAAUAGAAACCUUAUGCCAUGCUUAGAGGUAAACAAAAAUAAUUACUUAACCAUCAUAGCUAAUUAAUGAGAAAAAGUUUCAUUUUGAUUAAUUUGCCGCUAUUGCCCAAUGUUUCAAAAUUCCAUGGGUGGGAUAUGUGACCACAUUCCAGUGAAAACUGAACUUUGCUCUCUGAUUGCCUGAUUCCGUCCUUCUAGUAAAAUGGGUAACGGAUCUUCAACUGCUUCUAUUUGGACGCAGACUUACAAUGAAAUAAAGAGUAAACAUGAUGCAGCUUAUGUUGUUAUCCAAAAUGCAAUUACUUUGGAAGAACAGGAAAAGCCUCUUGAGGCUUUAGAGAAAUAUAAAGAAGGAAUACAGCUGAUUGAUAGCGCUCUUAGAGUUCAAAUAACAUGUCCAGAAAAUCCAGAUUUCACUUGGGAAAAGACCGUUUUAAUGAUCCAGAAGAUGAAAAAAACUAGAGGAGAAGUGUUAUCUAGGUUAACAUGCAUCCAAAAGUCACGUGAAGAAAUUGAAUCAAGAGAACAACCUCCGUCAUAUGAGGAGGCUAUUGCAAGCACACCUACUGAAACGCCUCAAACCUACAAUGACUUGGCAAACGCUUUAAAUCGAAUGACAGUUGAUACAGAUAUGACAAUGGAAGCAGAAGUUAUGUUCAUGUAUGAAAAUGUUAAACUUUACUUUAUUUCGCCCAAUGGAGAAGUCUCAUCUACACUCACGCCACAAACUUUGAAAAUCACACUUGUUGAAAAUGAUGAAGGAGAAAACGUUCCUAGAGCUAUUCUACAAAUUGGUGAUUGGGUUUAUCCCCUCAUUCCGGGGGUUUCCCCUUGUUUUAGAUCUGAUUAUGGUGCAUUUAUCUUGCCUAAUAUUUAUGCAGAAACACCUGGGUCCUCAAUUGGAAUUAUUCUACCCCCAGACGCAGAUGCCGACGCUUAUGAUAUUCUUGAAAGUAUUCUUUAUGGUAUUGUUGGUGAGGGUAAACCCCCUCAGACACAAGAGCCACCUGAAGACUUGAGUGAGAAGAUUUCAAGUGGAAUCGUCACAGGGGCGUCAUAUGUGUCUCGCGGUCUCGUUUUUGGGGCAGAAAAAAUUGGAACUUUACUCAAUCAAGGUACUCCAAAACUUCUCUCUCGUAUCAACAGUGCUGAACAGCCUACUCAAAUCCCUAGAAAAGUUAGCAAAGGCAUGCAAGUGGCCGAAACUGCAACUAACAAGGCUGCGCAAGUUACGGGAUAUGUUGCGGAACAGGUUGGUCAAGCAACGAUGAAACUCGGCCAUUUUCUUGCACCUCACAUCCAAAAACAAGGUACAAGAUUGCUAACUUCAGGUUUUCGUAUGUCUGAAACGGAGGCUUCUGCUAAAAUGAACGGAGUGAUGACAGUGGCUGCAGGCGCUGUUGAAGGAUUUUCAACUGUUUACUUGGGUUUAGAAAAUUCAGCUUCGAUUUUGGGAAAAAGUUUGAAGGAAAAUACUGUUAAAGUGGUUCAACAUAAGUAUGGACAUCCCGCUGGAGAAUUUGCAGGAGAUACGUUGAAUACAGUUGGAAAUGUGUAUCACAUCAGCAAAAAUGCGAAAAUAAUUCAGCCCAAACAUUUAGCAAAAAGGACAGUUAAGGACGCUGGAAAAGCGAUGGUCUAUCAAUAUAAAAGCAAUCGUAACGAUGGGGCCAGUACUUCUAAUUAUUAUUCGCAGAAUAAGUUUGAUCAUAACAAAAUUGAAAAGUAUGAUAAAAAUUAAUUUCAUAUUAAGGUGAUUGUAAUUAAUUAUAUUAAAGUAUUAAGGUAUAUUAUAUUGUGAUAUAUUUUUGGAAAUAGUUGUAAAAAUAAAUAUGUUUUCUUUGAGCUA
This is a messenger RNA of Tribolium madens (black flour beetle), 1871 nucleotides long. Its product is annotated as protein spartin. The record is from RefSeq and is a predicted model, not a curated record. Gene Ontology annotation, cellular component: plasma membrane. The transcript is spliced from 8 exons. The coding region runs from base 225 to 1763 and encodes 512 amino acids. Gene Ontology annotation, biological process: negative regulation of BMP signaling pathway; cell division. NCBI's taxonomy places the organism in Eukaryota, Metazoa, Arthropoda, Insecta, Coleoptera, Tenebrionidae.